AUGUUCACUGCCUCAAAGAAUCCCACCACUCAAAAUCUGCGAGAAGCGGAAACGUUCUGGAAAUCUGUGCACUCAUACAAAGAGGAAAAAGAUUUUAGAAGCAGAGAAGGGCUAGGAGAAAAAGAAGACGUUGUGAAUGUCAGGUUGCUGAUUACCACUUGGCCGGAGCUUGCAUCGAAGUCGAAGGAGGAAUUCGGCGAAUGGCUCGCUGAUCGUGGAUUGCUGUGGAAGGAGCGACUUUGCCCCAAUAGUGGAAUUCCCGUUAAAGUCGCGCAGCACGCAAAUGUGAACAGCAUUCAUGAAGGCUAUCCAAACGGCCCUCCUUAG
Molecule: messenger RNA, 327 nt
Organism: Necator americanus (New World hookworm)
Lineage: Eukaryota; Metazoa; Nematoda; Chromadorea; Rhabditida; Ancylostomatidae
Exons: 3
Coding region: 1-327 (108 amino acids)
Source: RefSeq, a predicted model, not a curated record